AGUACUACUUGCUCGUGCGCGCCCUGCAACCAUGGAGCGGUCACGGGUCGGUCUGCUGUUCCUCGCGCUCUGCCUUUUACGUGUGAAAGUCAGCGGGAGAAAUCCCACGUGUCACUUCCUCUGGGAGCUGCAGAGGGCAGAGCUAGUAUGUCACUAUGAGCUGAAGAAACAAUCCAUGGAGCCUGCAGGCUGUGGUGGCCUAUGGGACAACAUUUCGUGUUGGGCCCCAGCAGCAGUAGGGGAGGUGGUGACUCUCUCCUGCCCCCCUGCUCUCACACACCUCUUCGGACGACAAGGCAACAUCAGUAGGAACUGUACCGAGGCUGGCUGGUCUGACGUCUACCCCAGCCUCAGCACUGUCUGCUGGUCCAGUGACAACAAACCCAACAUGCUGCUGUUCUACUCGGUGGUGAAGACUCUGUACACUCUGGGCCACAGUCUCUCCCUCAUCGCUCUCAUCACCUCUACACUCAUUCUCUGUCUGUUCAGGAGGCUCCACUGUACUAGGAACUACAUCCAUGUGAACCUGUUUGUGUCGUUCAUCUUGCGAGCUGUGGCCGUGCUGGUUAAAGACUCUGUCAUCUUCUCCCAUAAUGAAAACACUGACUGUAGCACACAGCCCUCACUGGUGGGCUGUAAGGUCAGUUUGGUGAUGUUUAACUAUUUCAUCAUGGCUAACUUCUUCUGGCUGCUGGUGGAAGGCCUCUACCUACACACUCUGCUCCUCGUCACCUACGCAUACACACACCUCGCUGUCUACCUCGCCAUCGGCUGGGGGUUACCCUCAGUAUUUCUUGUGGUCUGGGUCUUCUGUAGGAUCUAUCUGGAAGACACUGGGUGCUGGGAGAGGAAUGACAUCCCCACCCCUUGGAGGGCGAUCAACUGGCCCAUAAUGGCGUCUGUGAUAAUCAACUUUGUUCUUUUUAUCAGUAUCAUCCGUAUUCUAGUCCAGAAACUACGCUGCUCUAACAUGGGCGGGAACGACCAAUCACAAUACAGGCGUCUGGCUAAGUCCACCCUGCUGUUGAUCCCUCUCUUUGGAGUCAACUACAUGGUGUUUGUCUACCUGGUGGAGACAGAGAGCGAUGGGAUGGAGGAGUACAAGAUUCUGUUUGACCUGGUACUGGGGUCCUUCCAGGGCCUGAUGGUAGCCAUCCUCUACUGCUUCCUCAACACCGAGGUCCAGGGGGAGCUGAAGUUGAAGUGGAGGAGUGUGUCGUUGAAGCGCUACAUGUGGAGGGACUACCGUCUACACAGGGGGUCAAUCAGCCAUAACGGGACUGAUAACUCCACCCACUUCCAGCGUAACUCCAGAGCCCAAUCCAUCCUACAGACCGAGACCACCUCACUGUGACAUGACAGUAGUACCAGCUGUGUAACCCCGGACUCUUUCUUUGACCCCGAAAGUAGAUCUGGGUUCAAUGAACCAGUCAAUCAAACAAUACAAGUUGAGGUGAAACUGAAAAGAGGAACAUUUGUAACAGAGAUAGAGAUAUUUCAAGAUAUUUGCUUGUUUGAUAAACGGAUUAACUUUUA
Messenger RNA from Salvelinus fontinalis (brook trout), 1536 nucleotides. RefSeq names its product vasoactive intestinal polypeptide receptor 2-like. Gene Ontology annotation, molecular function: vasoactive intestinal polypeptide receptor activity; G protein-coupled peptide receptor activity; peptide hormone binding. Bases 32 to 1354 code for a protein of 440 amino acids. The record is from RefSeq and is a predicted model, not a curated record. Lineage: Eukaryota; Metazoa; Chordata; Actinopteri; Salmoniformes; Salmonidae. The transcript has 13 exons. Gene Ontology annotation, biological process: cell surface receptor signaling pathway; adenylate cyclase-modulating G protein-coupled receptor signaling pathway. Gene Ontology annotation, cellular component: plasma membrane.